CGCGAGGCAGAGACAACAACAGCAACAAACCCGGCAAACAAAGAGGUCCUUCUUCGGCGCCAACAUUUUCCCUCCGUACUCCAUAGUGAUGAGUCAUGUGGCCGUCGAAAACGCCCACGCGCUGGAGCAGCAGCUCGCCGUCUUGGACUUGAGCGCCCCGGAUGGACAAGGUGGAGGUACUAACAGACGAUAUAUUCCUCCACAUCUGAGGAACAAAGAUGCGUCCAAGAACGUAGGAAACGCCUUUGCUGCCGGGCGAGUGGGCGGCUACACCAUCGCGCCCACGGCCGGAUAUGGGUGGGACGGAGGCCGCAGCGGCUUCGUCAACGGUUACCACGACAACCGCAUAGGUGGAAACACCUUCACCCGCGGCCCGCCUCGCAUGGAGCGAGGGCGAGGUGGAGUGGGUGGUUAUCGCGGCAACAGGGGCGGAGCCUUCAACCCCAUGAACCCGGCACAGCCCAUGGGCUUUGAUGCAGGAGGCUGGACCGCCACCAAGGACGCCUACGGCAGCUUCAGCAGCAACAGGGGGAAGUCCGCCUUCUUCAACGACAGAGGAAACGCCAACAGAGGAAGGUAUGAACACGGCGGAUUCGGGGCGGGGGGGGCAGGAAACAGCCGCUGGGUGGAGGAGUCCAGAGAGGACGGAGACUGGUCCAAACCCACGCAGAGGAACGAACGUCUGGAACACGAGUUGUUUUCUGGCAGCAACACGGGGAUCAACUUUGAGAAAUAUGAUGACAUUCCGGUGGAGGCGACGGGGCAGAACUGCCCCCACCACAUCGAGAGCUUUCAGGAUGUGGACAUGGGGGAGAUCAUCAUGGGCAACAUCGCUCUGAGCCGCUACACCAGACCCACCCCGGUCCAGAAAUACGCCAUUCCCAUCAUCAAGUCCAAGAGGGACCUGAUGGCCUGCGCCCAGACAGGCUCGGGGAAGACCGCGGCCUUCCUGCUGCCGAUCCUCAGCCAGAUCUACACGGACGGACCGGGAGAAGCUCUGAACGCCGCCAAAGCCUCAGGAACGGACAACGGGAAGUACGGCCGGCGUAAGCAGUACCCCAUCGCGCUGGUUCUGGCCCCCACCAGGGAGCUGGCCCUGCAGAUCUACGAUGUCCCGGUCCAGUUCUCGUACCGGUCCAGGGUGCGGCCCUGCGUGGUUUACGGAGGAGCCGACAUCGGCCAGCAGAUCCGGGACCUGGAGAGAGGCUGCCACCUGCUGGUGGCCACACCGGGAAGACUAGUGGACAUGAUGGAGAGGGGCAAGAUCGGCCUGGACUACUGCAACUACCUCAUCCUGGACGAGGCGGACCGCAUGCUGGACAUGGGAUUCGAACCGCAGAUCCGCCGCAUCGUGGAGCAGGACACCAUGCCGCACAAGGGCAUCAGACAGACUCUGAUGUUCAGCGCUACCUUCCCCAAAGAGAUCCAGAUCCUGGCGAGGGACUUCCUGGAGGACUACAUCUUCCUGGCGGUGGGCAGAGUGGGCUCCACCUCUGAAAACAUCACCCAGAAGGUGGUGUGGGUGGAGGAGAGCGACAAGAGGUCCUUCCUGCUGGACCUGCUGAGCGCCACAGUCAUCCCCAGUGAAGUGCAGGACGGUUCUGGAGACGGCGUGGAGAAGCCCGGGAAAGACUCGCUGACUCUGGUGUUUGUGGAGACCAAGAAGGGAGCAGACGCCUUGGAGGACUUCCUGUAUCGGGAGGGCUACGCCUGCACCAGUAUCCAUGGUGACCGCUCCCAGCGGGACCGGGAGGAGGCCCUGAACCAGUUCCGAUCGGGGAAAUGUCCCAUCCUGGUGGCGACGGCGGUGGCUGCUCGCGGUCUGGACAUCUCCAACGUCAAACACGUCAUCAACUUUGACCUGCCCAGCGACAUCGAGGAGUAUGUCCACCGCAUCGGGCGCACGGGACGCGUGGGGAACCUGGGUCUGGCCACGUCAUUCUUCAACGACAAAAACGGGAACAUCACUAAAGACCUGCUGGACAUCCUGGUGGAGGCCAAACAGGAAGUCCCCUCGUGGCUGGAGAGCCUGGCGUACGAACACCAGCACAAGAGCACCAACAGGGGGCGCUCUAAGAGGUUCACCGGAGGCUUCGGAGCGCGGGACUACCGCCAGACGACGGCCGGAGGCGGAGCGGGGGGAUUUGGCGGGCGAGGAGGACGCAACCAGGGGGGGCACGUGGGAAACCGCGGGUUUGGAGGAGGGGGGUUUGGGAACUUCUACACCAGCGACGGCUACGGGGGAAACUACUCACACUCUCAAGUGGACUGGUGGGGCAGCUAGAAGCCCCCCUCACCUGUCUCUGCUUCUUCAUCCUGUCUGUCGUCUUCACCUCCAUGGCCCGUCAGACCCCCACAUGCAUGUUACCAAAUAUAGAAAUAUAUAUGCCCCCCAUGUCUUUUUCUUAGCCGUAGACUUUCUGGUGGGUUCUGUCUCUGAAGCUCCUCCCCUCUUUACGUCGGCCACAUGAAGGGACUCCAGACUCUGACUGAGGGAGGCCACGCCCCUCUGAGGUGUCCUGAAGCGGGGGGGUAUGAAGACCCCUCCAUGAUAGACUUUUCCAUUGGUUCUUGUUGUCUCCAUUGAAGCUCCAGCAGUGGGUCGGGUCAUGCCCAGAACCUUCACUCAGAAGGAUGGUUCUGAGCCAGGAACUGCUAAGCUCCGCCUCCUUCAGCAGAAGAAGAAAAAAACGGAACAUUUUUGUUUUUCAACCUUUAAAACUGACUGAAGAGGUCCUGGUGGGGUGGGGGGGGGUCAUUUGUUCUGUACUGUGCCUUGAAGAAUUGGGUUCCAUGAUGUGAAGAUGUCAGACCAACCAGGUUCUAACAGGUCGGCCCCCCCUCCAAACCGACCCGGCUGGGACUAAAUCAAACCUUGGCAAAACUAAAAGCUGUAAAACUUUGAUGAGGAGUUUCUCCGACCCGGUUCUGCAGGCCGGCCAAAGUGGCUCCUCAGUCCGAUCCGAUGGUUUCCCUCUAAACAAAACCCAAUAAGGGCGGAUUCCCGCCAACUUCAGAACCGCAGCGGUUCCAGGUUUUCAGGAAGCAGUGGUCUGCCCCCCCCCCAGCAGUUAGCAUGGGGUCCCUGUGGCUUCACCAGGACCUCCUCCUCUGUGUGCUGCUGGAUGGUUCUGGGGGGAAACUGGACCUUCUAUCAAACCCUGGAAACCCAUCAGAGUCACGCUCACUCUGUCCUGGGGGGUGGAACCGAGAGUCCUCCUGAGGGCGGGGGGCGCAGACAGCUCCUGGAGGGGUGGGGGUUCUGCAGCUUUGGUCUCCUCGUUUAGAUGGUUGGGGGGUAGCUGCUCCUGGGGGGGUCACUGGGCUGGUUAGGGAUUCACCGGUUAGACCGUGGCCCCACCUGAGGCUCCUCCCAUCACAGGAAGUGGCCUGCUUGUGUCCUGGGGGUGGGCUUGGUCUUGUGUGGGGGUGUCGGCGUGAAUCUUGCUGUGAAACACCUUUCCCCUCUGGAGAAGCUCUCCAGUGAGAGGUGAGCGUCUUUCUUCAAAGCUCAGACCUGGAAAAAGGCUGGUGGGUCCAUCUGGCUGCGGUUUGGUGAGGACUUCCUGUUGUUGGCGGGCGACAUGUUGGAGCGGCGUGGUGGAGGCGUAGUCUUUAGAAAUGUCCCAGAUCCUUUCAGCUCCAAGGGGUUUCUGGUGUGAUGUUCUCCUUGGUUCCUCCUGCAGCGAUCUCCAUCCCGAAUAAGAAUCCAACAGACAUGAAAAACUGUUGCAAAUGAUCAUCAAAGCCAUGACCUCCACUCAGACAGGAAGUGCGGUUUUACCCUGAACCCAUGUGGUCGUAAAGGACAGCGUGUUGAUGGUCCUGAUGGUCCGGCUGCUUCACCGUUUAGCAAACCGCUCCACCUUUUUUUGUUUGAAGGUGAAAGGCCAGUUUCACCUGAACAGGUGAGGAAUCCAGACGCUGCAGUGCCUUUAACGACCAGCAGGAGGCCGUGAGACGAAGCGCACGCUUUGUCGUUUCUAUGGAUCGACUGUUGAAGUUCUGUUGCUGAGAAUGACAGAUGCUCUGAUUUGCUCCACCUCUGCUCCUCAUUCCUAACCUCCUGGGCUGUGGUUCCUCUGAUGCUCCUCCUGGUUCUGCAGGUGUGAAGGUCACCUGAACUCUGGUCCUCCUGAGGAGGAGGCUCUCUGUUCUCCUCCAGAGGAACUCUGGUACGGUUCACCUCACUGUAAACGUAAACGGACCAGAGGUAGGAGGUGCUGUAAGCUCUGUGUUGGAGGAGAACCAGAGGUAGGAGGUGCUGUAAGCUCUGUGUUGGAGGAGAACCAGAGGGAGGAGGUGCUGUAAGCUCUGUGUUUGGAGGAGAACCAGAGGGAGGAGGUGCUGUAAGCUCUGUGUUUGGAGGAGAACCAGAGGGAGGAGGUGCUGUAGGCUCUGUGUUUGGAGGAGAACUAGAGGGAGGAGGUGCUGUAAGCUCUAUGUUUGGAGGAGAA
Messenger RNA from Oryzias melastigma (Indian medaka), 4457 nucleotides. RefSeq names its product putative ATP-dependent RNA helicase Pl10. Bases 89 to 2284 code for a protein of 731 amino acids. The record is from RefSeq and is a predicted model, not a curated record. The transcript has 20 exons. Gene Ontology annotation, molecular function: RNA binding; RNA helicase activity; ATP binding. NCBI's taxonomy places the organism in Eukaryota, Metazoa, Chordata, Actinopteri, Beloniformes, Adrianichthyidae. Gene Ontology annotation, cellular component: nucleus; P granule. Gene Ontology annotation, biological process: cell differentiation; gamete generation.